UUAAAUUAACAGAAAACGUGAAGUGAAAGUGAAAAGAUGAGUCAGCCAACACAAGCAGCCGCAGCUCCGUCUAACAGUGUGCAGCUGAUCCCACCAGACAAGUUUGAUUUUAAUAAUGCAAAUUAAUGGCCGAAGUGGAUAAGACGUUUCGAGCGCUUCAGAGUAGCAUCAAGCCUGGAUAAACAGACACAAGAAUGUCAAGCUUUGCCUCUCCUGUUGCUCGAACUUCCCCAAGUCCCGACGAUGCUCCCCAGCAGACCUCUACGCAAUUCACUGUGCCCUCCACCACCUCCACCCUCUCCUCUUCAAUGGGCUUUGGUGACUUGUUUAAGGCGCCAGUAGGCUGGAGCUGUGAUGUCUCUUUGGUGCAGAACAAGUCAUCAGACACAAAGUGUGUUUGCUGUAUGAACCUCCAGCCCUCAGUUUGGCAGGAGAGCAGCAGCAUGAACAGCUGGUCCACCACAAGUUUUGGCACAAUGUUCUCCAAACCUGCAGGAACCUGGGACUGUGAUACAUGUCUUGUUCUAAACAAACCUGAUGCAGUAAAGUGUGUGGCCUGCGAAACGGCCAAGCCUGGGACAGGGCUUAAGCCCUCACUGACUCUUCCUCCCUCUUUCUCAGCUGUUAAGACUGUAUCCAACCCCACAGCCCCCAUCACUACAGGGUUUAUUGGAUUUGGAGACAAGUUCAAAAAACCCGAAGGUGCAUGGAAAUGUAAUGUCUGUUUGGUGCAGAACAAGUCAUCAGACACAAAGUGUGUUUGCUGUAUGAACCCCCAGCCCUCAGUUUGGCAGGAGAGCAGCAGCAUGAACAGUACGUCCACCACAAGUUUUGGCACAAUGUUCUCUAAACCUGCAGGAACCUGGGACUGUGAUACAUGUCUCGUUCUAAACAAACCUGAUGCAGUAAAAUGUGUGGCCUGCGAAACGGCCAAGCCUGGGACAGGGCUUAAGCCCUCACUGACUCUUCCUUCCUCCUUCUCAGCCGUUAAGACUGUAUCCAACCCCACAGCCCCCAUCAUUACAGGGUUUAUUGGAUUUGGAGACAAGUUCAAAAAACCCGAAGGUGCAUGGGAAUGUGAGGUCUGUUUGGUGCAGAACAAGUCAUCAGACACAAAGUGUGUUUGCUGUAUGAACCCCCAGCCCUCAGUUUGGCAGGAGAGCAGCAGCAUGAACAGUACGUCCACCACAAGUUUGGGCUCAAUGUUCUCUAAACCUGCAGGAACCUGGGACUGUGAUACAUGUCUCGUUCUAAACAAACCUGAUGCAGUAAAAUGUGUGGCCUGCGAAACGGCCAAGCCUGGGACAGGGCUUAAGCCCUCACUGACUCUUCCUCCCUCCUUCUCAGCCGUUAAGACUGUAUCCAACCCCACAGCCCCCAUCACUACAGGGUUUAUUGGAUUUGGAGACAAGUUCAAAAAACCCGAAGGUGCAUGGGAAUGUGAUACAUGUAUGGUACAGAACAAGGCAGAGGAUACAAAGUGUGUGGCCUGCAUGAGCGCUAAAGACAGCACUGCUCCAGUGUUUGGGUUGGGUGACAAAUUCAAGAAGGAAGAGGGUUCCUGGGAUUGUGACGUCUGUCUUCUACAGAAUAAGGCUGCUGAUGUACAGUGUGUUGCCUGUCAGGUGGAGACUUUCAGUUUGGAGGAGCCAGCAGAGUCAGACCCUCGAACAGUGCUUACUUUCCGAACAGAUCCCUCCAUUGCUCCCCAGGCAGGAACACCUGGAGGUGGAUUCAACUUCCCACAGCCCCGUACAUUCCUUAUUGGGUCAACUGAAUCCUUCACAGCCUCUCCUGCUGGACAGCAAACGAUUGUCGGACGCAAGAUCAAGAUAGCGGUGCGACGCAGAAAGUAG
Messenger RNA from Thunnus maccoyii (southern bluefin tuna), 1856 nucleotides. RefSeq names its product nuclear pore complex protein Nup153-like. The transcript has 4 exons. Gene Ontology annotation, molecular function: structural constituent of nuclear pore. Gene Ontology annotation, cellular component: nuclear pore. The record is from RefSeq and is a predicted model, not a curated record. The coding region runs from base 195 to 1856 and encodes 553 amino acids. Gene Ontology annotation, biological process: protein import into nucleus; RNA export from nucleus. Lineage: Eukaryota; Metazoa; Chordata; Actinopteri; Scombriformes; Scombridae.